UGCAGACAUGUCAUGGCCAGAUGAGAUGCGCACGUUGGGACAUGACGGACACGCAUGUCGAAAUUCAUAAGUUGUGGCGACUUCCAUGAGGAAGCCUUUGCAUUUGGGCGGACCUGCACAUUGGGCAAUGGCAAGCUGGUCAUGGCUUGGAGCUGGGAGGUGGCAGGCCUAUGACAACGCCACCAGCAGGACAAUUGAGCAGGCGCACAAGCAGGGCCAGGCAACUGUCCGCAUUGCCUUGAAGAACGGCCAGUAUGACAUUGACCUCAAGAAGAUGCAGCAGGUGCACGCCACACGCCCCAGCAAAACGCGGACGAUUCGGCGAGAGGAUGGCCAGGCAAGCUCGACCGCAUCGACAUGUUCAGCAGCCACAUCGGCAAGAUCAGUCAGGUCAAGCGGAUCGUCCACAGACGAGUUGAGCUUGGUCUCGCAAAUGCAAGUGCUGCAUAUGCAGAUUCCCUGCUGCUCCGUAGCUUCAGAAGACGAGAAGAGUUCAGUUCAGUUGCAGUUCAGCAAGAAGUGGGACACAAGCAGAGAGCCAGAGCCAAGCAUCUCAGAGAUUUAUACAAUCCAUGUCAGUGCAACUGUGCAGGAGCGCUUCACGAGGUGCUGCGAGGCGAUUGGGGAGGUCCCAGCGUAUGGCUAUGGCGAAAGUCCAGGAAACCAGCAGCGGAGGUUCCACGGCACCAGACAGAUCUGCAACUUCAAAGGUCAGCCCUGCGACAGCGAAGGUUGCAGCGCCUGCGGCAUCAUCCGCGAGGGAUUCAAGUUGCAGUACAUUUCGACGGGCUCCGGGAACAGGGGAGCCUUUGGAGAAGGGCACUAUGCCACCUCAAUGUCGGCCACUGCAAAGGGCUAUGGCGGUUCGCAGAACGUCGUCAUCGUCACGAAGGUGGCAGCUGAAGCCUUAUUGCCAGCUUGCAUCGUGGACAGUUUGCACAGUUUGCGCAAUGCAAAUGUGCGCUAUGGCAUAGAGAGCCCCGAAAGCGCAGAGCAUCUAGCUCGUCAGAACACACCCAACUUAAUGUCGAACGCCAGCCGCAAGGCUUGCAAACUCUAAAGCUCAACUGGUGCAUCGCUUUGAAGGCACCUGAAUCUAAGGCGGGCAAAGUCGAGAUUGUGCGGCAGACCACGACUGCCGCCAUUGCUGCUGGCUGCCACAGUCGAGUCGCCAUGAAGAGCAACGGUGUGGACGAGAUCGUGGUGCCGGAUGACGCGCAAAUGUUGCCUCUGUUUCUGAUCCGAUUUGCUUGAGACUGCAGGGUUGGCAUGGAUGGCAGGGUUGGCAGGCCAAGGCUUGACUUCUCUGCCAGAUAGAGUCGCUGGCUUGAAAUUAGGCGCCCGCAGCUGAGCCGAGGCGGAUGACCU
This is a messenger RNA of Effrenium voratum, 1368 nucleotides long. Lineage: Eukaryota; Dinophyceae; Suessiales; Symbiodiniaceae. The record is from the annotation of a GenBank genome assembly.